Messenger RNA from Symbiodinium natans, 5157 nucleotides. The record is from the annotation of a GenBank genome assembly. NCBI's taxonomy places the organism in Eukaryota, Dinophyceae, Suessiales, Symbiodiniaceae.
AUGGGAUGUGGGGCAAGCCAUAAGUACGAGGUAAGUACUUUGUCUGGCAUAGAGGAGGAGAAGCCCAAACGAGAAGGUCUGCAGGAUCCCAAGCUGGACAACACCUUCGACGCGAAGAGUUUUUUUGGCAAUGUUUCACAUGUGACGAUUGCAUUUCGGGUUGCAGCCAGAAAGAACAGGCCUGCGAAGUAUCGGCCGGAUCCCGAUGUGGAUGGAGUCGAGGGGUCACCUGAGGCAGGACAAUGCUCAUUCAAGCAUGCUUACACUCCCAUCGAAACGGACAAUUAUUGUUCCAUGCUUCAGGGGAUUUUGGCCCCUUGGGAGUGCGCGACCAGUGGCGGACUUCGGCCCGAUUCCCUCAUUCGAACAAGAACGAGGAAGAAGUGGGUGAAGAAAGAACGGGAGAUAGCGGGAUGUUGCAAGCAGUCUGCAAAGGUACAUGAAGAUCACAGGCAGUGGAAGGGUGACCGUUGGGUGGUUUGCCGUUGGCUCCUGAUGCAUGCCACGAAGUUGCCAAGCGAGGAGUGUCACGCAGCCUUGCUCAGGGGAGAAGGGGAGGGGUCUGCAAGGCCCUUCAGAACACAAAAAGCACAAGAAUAUUGCAACAGUGAAAAGAAGAUCGAGAGCCGUGAAAGCAGAGCAGGUGACAACGAGCUUGCGAAAGCAGUUGCGGCGGCAAAUGAUGAAAGCAUUGGCAUCCUUGAUGUUUGCGACUUUGCGUUGGGGCGCUUGAAUCAAUCGCUGUUUUUCCUCUUCUACCAGGCAAGCGGCGUUCUGGCGGCGCAAGGCGCGUUUUUGCACCUGCCAACGGCCCUUUAUCAGGCGCGCAGUGUGGGUCUCUGUCUCACAUGCCGGGUUCCACUGAGUGCCCUUCUGACCAUGUGUUUGCAGUGGUCAGGGGAGCCUUUGCAAAUCAGCAGAGCGCAGCAAGCCAAGCAAAGACUGGAUGCUGAGAAGGUACAGAGAGCACUGAUGAACACUGGAGGGCCCUUGACUCUUGACUGCAGGUCUCCUGAGCCUGAAGAUGGAGAAUUCGUUCUGGCAAACAACAGAGCCUGGCACCUGGCGAACGGGCGCCAAGUCUUGGGCCUCUGGGCUCUGUGGCCCUCAGGAAUCGUCAAAGAUGUGAAAGGCAUGCGCAGCACGUCUUUCAAGGCACGAAGCGAAUGCAGCUUGGCCUGUAGUAUUGCUUUCUUUGUGCUCACGAUGUUCGACUAUGGCCCGUUUGAAGCCACGCAGCCUUUUCAAUUCAUCGGCUGCAUCUCUGUUGUGAAGGGAGUGGCACGGAACCUCAAUCUACCCAGCAACCGGCCAGUGCUAGCCCAACCAGAGGAGUAUGUUCAAUGGGAGAACAAGCUCAAGAGGUGCUCCGAGGCCCCCAUUGGGCAUGAUGGUGGCAUGGAAGCUGCAGAUCACAUCGUAAGACUAACGUGCUCGGGAAGCUCUCCGAUAGUGAGGCUCCAUCGAGCACCAGUGCUCAUGCAGCCGAGGGCAGUCAAGAGUUUGUUGGCAAGCACUGUGCAGAUGACUCCGGCCUUGAGACCGCAUGCAGUUCGUGUUGCCAGCUGGCUUGGUGCACGUACUGUGCAGAUUUCCCUUUGCGAGCUGCAGUUCACAAUCAUGAAUGACAUUCUACGACCGCCAACUCUGAGGCCCGUCGAUCAGUCGCACACAAGUAGCAUGAGGUUCGGCAUCGAGUAUGCAGCUGCAGAGAUUGCGCAGCAUGCUUCUUCUGAAAGCCUUUGGGUGGUCAUCGAUUCCAACGUUUACGAUGUUACGGAGUUUCGGACCAUGCAUCCCGGUGGUGCGCAGAUCUUGUUGCAGCAUGGUGGAUCUGAUGCAACGAUACCAGCUCAAUCUGCACACGGCACUAGCAAGAAGGCUCGAAGCUUGAUGUCGAGAUAUUGUAUUGGCAGAAUAGCGGCUGGUGAAGCGCUUUCCGCCAACAAGGCUGUUCCUGUUCAAGACCUUGGCAAGAGUGCCGUUGCCGCUGAGGCUCCUGCCAAGGUUGUUGCUUUGGAGGACCUGGCUGACAGUGGAGAUGUGCUACCCACGCCCAGCAAGGCAGCACCCAGCAAGGUGAUAGCUUUGGAAGAGCUUGGAAACGGGCACGAGGCUGCGCAGCCGAAGAAGGUAGUUGCACUGGAAGACCUGGGGCAGAGUGACAUUCCUGCUGAAACCAAGCCAGCGAGCAAGGUAGUUGCGUUGGAGGAACUUGGCAGUGAUUCACCUGCGAAAGGAGCGCGGCACGUUGUGGCGCUUGAAGAUCUCGCAGAUGGUCAAGCAGUGGUCCGACCCAGCAAGGUUCCCACCUUCAAAGAGCCUUCCCGAAGUGAAGAUCAAGAUGCCUCUGACGAAAGUGGAGGAGAGUCAGGCGAUUUUGUUUCGCAAGCGGAUCUGGAAGAGGAGGCAGCCAACGCUGCUCGCAUGAAGUUGCUGUUGGACAGCUGGGCCCUUGCCAACAAGGUUGAGGACGAAACCGGUGCGCAGACCAAGGCAGACGCACCAGAAGAUGAGGACUCCUGUGAGAUCGAGGUUGAAACAGACGACAAGGCCCCUAAGAAGAGCAGAUGGGCCAAAAUGAAAGACUGGGGAAUGCAGCGCAGCAUGGAGUUCAAAGGACGCAGGGGAAGUGCGGAGCAAGUUUCUGCAUCCAUGGAUGAGUCGGUGCAUGAUAAAGAGGAAACGGUGCAGAACUUGCUGGGCAGCAAGGUUCCGGCGACGUAUCAGGAGAUGUUCGAAUUCAAUGCCACUGUCAUGGGUUUCGGGAAGCACAGAUGGCUUCGAGAGGUAAACAGAUCUUUCGAUGACAUCGUGAAGCAUGCCGGCAACACUUCCCGACUGCAGGAAGAGUGUGAGGUUCUGGCGCUACGGAUCUGCAAAACAGUGGAUGGGGAGGUGAAUCUGUCUAUGUACCGGUCGGCGAUGCUGGCUGCACUUCGAUCGAUGCUUCCGAAGACCUGGGAUCCCAACCACGAGACAGUGUGGAACUGGCUCUGGGAGAGUGUUGAGAAAAAUCUCCGCGAGAUUCUGUACAAGCCGCGGGCGUGGGAGCCGGAGCUGCUGCGACUCAUGUCACUCUGGUCUGAGGAUGAGAAGGUGGACCUGCGCAACGAGGUCUACGUCCGCUUUUUCCAGGUGGCGCCACAGGGCCAGGAGUUCUUCAAGCAGUCGAACACCAGGCUACACUUCAUCGCCACGCGGGCGAUGGACAUGACGUCUGAGCUACUGGCUGACCCCUGGGAGAUGACCGAGCAGAUCUCUGCCCUCGGUCUGCGCCAUGUGGGUUACGGAAUCCCUACCCAUCUCAUUGGCCCGUUUGCGAAUGCCUUCGUGGAGGUUCUGCACGAAGCCGCGCCCAAAGAGACUGAAGCUCUCGAAGCCUUUAGGUGGUCCGUCCUGCUGGUUGCAAAAAUUCUGAUUCGGGUCAUUGAAGAGGGCGCCACAAUUGUGAUGAAAGCAAUCAAUGCAAACUCGGCCCUGCAGCUCAGAAAGGCUGUAGCCUUGGCUCCUCGCGGUGAGCGUGCACAGUGGUUGCUUCGCAUCCAAGUUGGCACUCAGCAGAUCUCGCCGUUGUCUUGGGCCAUCGAGAGUGGCAGCUUGGAGGCUGCACGUGCGAUGAUUCAGGAUUUGCUGACAAUCAGAGCUGAUCGGGAGAGAUACUACUAUGGAGUUGACGCCCUAUUCCAAGCUCAUUCAGACAUUGUGGAGCGGCUCUGCACGGAUGCUUUGCUGCUGCUGCCCACGCUUUUGGAUGGCUUGGUGUGGCGAUCAAAGCGUGCCAUCAAUGGUGCCAGGCGCGUAAACUUUUAUGUGAAGCACCUUGUCGUGAACAAGGAGGCAGCCUUCUCGGCUGCGCUCAAGGCCGUUGCAGAUGCCAAGGAUGUCAAGAUCAUCUCUCAUCAAGUGGUUGUGCAGAUUUCUGACACCUUGUGGUCGGGCGUGGUGCGCCGUCAGUUCAUCUUCUCCAAGAUUAGCUUCCUGUUCAGCCUGAUUGUCUUCAUGCUGAGCCAGGCCAUUCUACCCAAACUUCAGUCAGCUGACGAGCUCAACAUGCGAAUUGCAGUUUUCACUGGUCGGUUGAUAAACUAUGCCUUCAGUAUGACGCGGCUUCUUGUCUUCCACCUCCGUCGCAUUGUCAAGGCGUUCCGCACGGGAGCGACAGUCAAAGUUGGACGGGUGCCUGUCCCAGAAUACCUGAAAGACGAGGAUGCCAAAUUGGGUUUCAUCCUGCUUUGCAUGCUGGUCGCUAUGUGCGCAAGCGAGCCGAUGUUCUACUGCGCACAAGGGAUCAUGACGACAGGACCUAGUGAGACUUGCGAAACGGCCAAACCAGUCACGCCCUUCUACAUACUCUUCUCGGUGGGUGCUAUGGUUUUACACUGGUUGCUUGUGAUCAAUCUGUCCGUCUUUGCGACCAAGCUCGCGGCAUUCGUUCUCGUAUGCCGCGAAGUGCUGUCAGAGGUGGGGAAGUUUCUGGUGGCCAUCAUCUUCAUUCUGAUCACGUUCAGUAGUGCUAUUGCCACCUUGAGGCACAAUGUGGCUGAGUUUCGCACGCUUCCAAAAGCUGCGAACUGCUUGUUUGCCACGACGGUCGGCAUCUACGAGGGUGACUACAGGGAGCUUAUGCACCAACCAGCCCUUCUGGCGCCAGUUCUGCUGUUCAUCACCGUGUCGGCAAUUUUGCUGAUCAAUCUUCUGAUCGCUCAGCUGAAUUGUUCAUACGACUACGUGUAUGGCGACAUGCUGGGGUUCGCCCGCUUGGCACGUGCGUCAUUGAUUGUGGAUUCCAUGGCUGCAUGCCCUCCUGCAAGAUUCGCGAGAUUUGUCGCUGGUUUGCGCUUUGAUCAGCUGCUGGAAUUUGAUGAGGGUGAUGUGGGUCUGGGUGGAGGCAUCCAGAUUCGUGAACCUGCAAAUUUGAAUCCAACAUCCGAUGACAUUAUUCUGCGAUUUGGAGGCACAAGCUCUCCCGACAUGCAGUGGCCAGAGGAGGAGUUGGAAACCGAUCGGUAUGCAAGAAUCAAAUUCUUGCUCGCGCAGCUCAACAAGAAGCAUGACAAAGCCAAGCAUGGUUUCGCAGAUUCUGGAACGAGUGGUGGAUUCACGGACAGCAGGCAAGAUGCAGCAGCGGAGGAGUCGAGCGCAAGCUCCACCUAG